This is a messenger RNA of Pristis pectinata (smalltooth sawfish), 1566 nucleotides long. RefSeq names its product peroxisomal membrane protein 4 (gene pxmp4). The transcript has 5 exons. Lineage: Eukaryota; Metazoa; Chordata; Chondrichthyes; Rhinopristiformes; Pristidae. The coding region runs from base 70 to 711 and encodes 213 amino acids. The record is from RefSeq and is a predicted model, not a curated record. Gene Ontology annotation, cellular component: peroxisomal membrane.
AUUCCUGGCGGAAGGGUUUCGGUGCUGUGCCGGGAUUUCCGGUCCGUCCGUGUGACAGGUCCGCCGGUGAUGGGGGCCGAGGAGUUGGUGGUGGCCGCCGUGCGGGCGUUGAACGGGCUGCUGCGGCAGCGCCGGCUCCACAGGGCCCUGGCGGCCGUCAAGGGAUUCCGCAACGGGGUGGUGUAUGGAGCCAAAAUUCGAGCCCCACAUGCUCUUGUAAUGACCUUCCUGUUUAAGAAAGGAAGUCUACUAGACAAACUGAAGGCCAUCGCGCUCGCCACCUACACUCAUUCCCGAAACCUGGCCCUCUUUGUCUUCACGUACAAGAGUCUGUUGGCAGCUCAGCACUGGUGGCAGGGUGAGAAGGCACAAUUCCACUCAUUCUUGGCUGCUUGUGUUGGAGGCUGGUUGGUGUUUGGAGAGAAUAACCACAUCAACAGUCAGAUAAAUAUGUACCUGCUGUCUCGCGUUCUCUUUGGACUUUCACGACUGGCUGUCGAGAAGGGUUACUUCCCAGAGACAAAGCGGGACCCGUUCCCGCUGUUUGCUACAUUCGUGUGGGGUCUCGUCCUCUGGCUGUUUGAGUACCACCCACACACUCUGCAACCAUCACUCCAGUCAUCCAUGACCUACCUCUAUGAAGACAGUGAUGUUUGGCACGAUUUAUCGGACUUUCUGGUUUACAACAAAAAGAGGACUGACACUAUCUGAUCUGCUGAGUACUUUCAGAUGACCCACAACUGUUCUGCAUCACACAGUUCCAGCGUUGUUUAUAUUCCCUUCACUGCUCUCAUUCAUGUCCCUCUGCACUUCCUCCAGACAGAUCAGCUGUGAUUUACCAGCAGUCAUCAGAUUGCCUUCGAGCAUGAUAACAGCAUUUAUGUCACCCCCACCAUAUCACAGAUAUUCCUUUUAGUUUUCUCCACUCCUUGCUCUUUCUGCAACAUAACUGUGCCGGAAAAUUUAAAAAAAAACAAAUUCAGAUACUCUGCAGGUCAGACAGCAUCUGUAGAGAGAGAAGCAGCUAAAGUUCUGAUGAAGGGUCCCAGACUUGAAACCUGAUACACUAACUCUUGUUUCUCUCUGCAGAUGCAGCCUGACUUGCUGAGUAUCUGUGGCAUUUUUAUUUCAGAUUGUGAGCCUCUGCAGUUCUUUUCCAAUUAAUGAAAUUCUGGGCUUGAUAUCAAGAGAACUAGAAUACUGGGGUGUAGGAUUUAUUUUACAGCCAUAUAAAACAUUGGCUGGAUUAUACUUGGAGUAAUGUGAGUAGUUCUGGGCAUUACACUUUAGGAAAGAGGGGAGCAAUGCAGAAUAACCAGAAUAACAUGGAUUUAGUUCUGCAAACUAAAAAUGCAUUCUCUUGAAUUUAGAUGAUUGUUGUGUUCAUUUAUUUCAAUUUUAAAUAUUAAAACUGAGAUAAUGCAAGAUAUUCAAUGUAAAAAGCAUUUACAGGUCACCAAGGGUGGCUCUUAUGUGGAGUGCAUCAUUUCAAUUUUUUUUCCUCUGGAUGGAUAUCUAAUGUUAAGUUGCAGUUUGCUCAUUGUAAUAUUUAAUACUAGAUUGUUG